Messenger RNA from Opisthorchis viverrini, 701 nucleotides. RefSeq lists its product as hypothetical. The record is from RefSeq and is a predicted model, not a curated record. Gene Ontology annotation, biological process: positive regulation of DNA-templated transcription; poly(A)+ mRNA export from nucleus; regulation of transcription by RNA polymerase II. Bases 1 to 513 code for a protein of 170 amino acids. Lineage: Eukaryota; Metazoa; Platyhelminthes; Trematoda; Opisthorchiida; Opisthorchiidae. The transcript is spliced from 3 exons. Gene Ontology annotation, cellular component: SAGA complex; DUBm complex; nuclear pore. Gene Ontology annotation, molecular function: transcription coactivator activity; chromatin binding.
AUGGUACUGCUUAAGUCUCGGAGAAAUGUUCACAGUCGUGAACAUGGCUUGAUGCGUUGGAUUAUCGAACGUCAAGUGAAAGCGAACGUGCGAGCCGACUGUGAAGUGUGGUGGACACAAAAAGUCAAGGAAAUGAAAGAGGCCCAGAAAGCCGGGAACGCCCAGAGAUUAUUUCAGUUAAUCCGUGGGACCGGUCCCCGGAAACCACGUCCCUUGCUCAGGGAUGAGAAAUCCAGACUACGUAGUUAUAUAAAUGACCGACUGAAUCGUACCGGAGAACGCGAAAAGCUCAAAGACCUUCUUCGAACACGCCUGAAUGAAUGCGGAUGGCGGGAAGAACUUAAAAACCAUUGUAGAGAGGUGAUUCGAAACCGAGGAUUGGAGAAUCUAACGGUCGAUGAUCUCGUCACCGAGAUUACACCCGUUGGUCGGCGUAUGGUUCCUGAUGCUGUGAAGCAGGAACUGUUAGACGAAAUACGGACUUUUUUGAAUAAAGAAGCUGACCACUUGUGAUUUUGUCUAUGCUGUAAAUUUCGGAUGCAUUUUUUACUGGCAUGUGUACUUCGAAACACUUAGUUCUAAACACUCCUGCUGAACUUCUUGAAGAUGGUAUUUUGACCCGUUCCAUAUAAUUUCAAUUGAUGGACUGUCGACCCUAAAUCACUCAUUUGUUCGUUAAAUAAACGUCAAUGAAGGCCGUC